Molecule: messenger RNA, 276 nt
Organism: Pyricularia grisea
Lineage: Eukaryota; Fungi; Ascomycota; Sordariomycetes; Magnaporthales; Pyriculariaceae
Exons: 2
Coding region: 1-276 (91 amino acids)
Source: RefSeq, a predicted model, not a curated record
AUGGCCCCACACGCGCCUGGUAACCUGGUUAUCCAGGCCAAAGUACAGAUGACGGCCGUCGACCCGACGACCACGCUCAGCUCUUCCUCUUGCGCUCAGGCAAACCCGCAUGCUACUCAGACAGGCUCACAGGCGGCCCUCAAUGCGUGGCUGUUACGUUGCCAUUUAUUUGUGUUUGAAAAGUUGGCUCGGCCCAGACAAAAGGAGAUCACCAAGUGGAUCGGCUUAUCGCUUGAAAAGGGCGUACUUAUUUCAACACCAGGAACGAAUAAAUGA